GAGGGGCGGCGGGGCCGGACUGGGACGGACUGGGACAUACUGGGGGAUACUGGGGCAAUCCGGGCUUGUACUGGGACAGUCUGGGACAUACUGGGGUAGUCUGGGCUUGGACUGGGACAGUCUGGGCUUCUACUGGGCCGGACUGGGGGAUACUGGGACAGUCCAGGUGAUACCGGGACAGUCCGGGCUUGUACUGGGAUAGUCUGGGCUGUACUGGGAUAGUCUGGGCUGUACUGGGCCGGACUGGGACAUACUGGGGGAUACUGGGAUAGUCUGGGCUUGGAUUGGGAUAGUCUGGGCUGUACUGGGCCGGACUGGGGGAUACUGGGACAGUCUGGGACAUACUGGGACAGUCAGGGCUUGGACUGGGACAGUCCAGCUGAUACUGGGCUGGACUGGGACAGUCUAGGCUUAUACUGAGCUGGACUGGGAUGGACUGGGGGAUACUGGGACAGUUUGGAUGAUACUGGGCUGUACUGGGUUAUAGUGGGCUGUACUGGGUUAUACUGGGCUGUACUGGGUUAUACUGGGCCAUACUGGGUUAUACUGGGCCGUACUGGGCUGUACUGGGUUAUACUGGGCCAUACUGGGUUAUACUGGGCCAUACUGGGCCAUACUGGGCCGUACUGGCGCCUCGGGCCGUGGAUCCGUGCCCUCAUGGAGCGCUUCGUGGCGGGGAGCCGGGCGGCCCUGCAGGCAAGCAAAAGAGGGUGAAACACCAUGUUUUGGGGUGACACCCUGCCCCAAAUUCUAGAAUAAAUGGGGUAAAGCACUCAGGGCUGCGGGGCUGGGGUGGUCCCUGGCCUCACCUGGUGGCUCAGGAUCACACCCAGCAGCAGCAGGAGAUCCACGUGGUGAUGGGCAACGAGGCCUGUGACCUGGACUCCACCGUCUCCGCGCUGGCCCUGGCCUAUUUCCUCGCCCAGACCACCCCGGCUCCCAAAGCCGCCUUCGUGCCGGUGCUGAACAUCCCCCGCGCCGACUUCGCGCUGCGGACGGAGACGACGUUCCUGCUGCGGGAUCGGGGCAUCCCGGCCGCCUCGCUGCUUUUUCGGGACGAGAUCGACCUGGGGGGGCUGCACCGGGCCGGGCUGCUCUCCCUGACGCUGGUCGAUCACCACGUCCUGCCCGGUGCUGACGCUGCCCUGGAAGAGGCCGUGGUGGAGGUCCUGGACCACCGGCCGCUGGAGCGGGACCGUGGUCCCCCGUGCCGGGUGACCGUGGAGCCCGUGGGCUCCUGCGCCACGCUGGUGACCGAGCGGAUCCUGCAGGGCCCCCCGGGCGUGCUGGACAGAACCACGGCCGCGCUGCUGCACGGCACCAUCCUGCUGGACUGCAUCAACCUGAGCCCGGCCGCGGGCAAGGUGACGCCCAGGGACGUGGCCUGCGUGUCCCUGCUCGAGGAGAGGUUCCCGGAGCUGCCGGCUCGCGACGCCGUGUUCGGGGCCCUGCAGGCGGCCAAGUUUGAUGUCACAGGGCUGACGACAGAGCAGAUGCUGCGGAAGGACCUCAAAGUCCUCUCCAACGACGAGGCCGUCGUCGCCGUCAGCGGCGUCUUCGAGGACCUGGAAACGUUCCUGCUCCGGCCUGGCUUGCUGCAGGAGCUGGAGGCUUUCUGCCAGGCCCGUGGCUACGCGGGGUUGGUGGCCAUGACCGUGUCCUUCAACGAGCGCCACGAGCCCACGCGGAAACUCGCCGUCUACAGCGCGCAGGAUGCCCUGCGCAGCACGCUGUGCCGGGCGCUGGAGGAGGCGACGUCGCCGGCGCUGCUGCUGCGGCCGCUGCCGAGCCCCUGGCCCCGCGUGGCCGCCUACGCCCAGGGCAACGCCGUGGCCGCUCGUAAGAAGGUGCUGCCCAUCCUGCGGGCAGCGCUGGGGGGCCUGGGGGCUGCCGGGGGUCCCGAGGAGGAGGUGGUGCCCCCGCCCACCCCCAUGAACAGCCUGGUGGAGGAGUGUCCCCUGGCGCAGGCCGUGCCCCCGCUGUGUCCCCAGGAUGUCCUGGAGCGGGUCAGCCGCAUCGCCGUGGGGCAGCCCCCCGGCUCCCCGAAAUAGCAGCGGGCACCCCGGUGGUUUUUUGAGGUGUGGAUGAGAAGUUGGGGUCCCUGAGUGUGGCCCCGUGGGGUGCCUGGGUGUGGGGGGGGGUUGCAGCUGCCUGUGCUAGAGCUCAGCUCCUGGUCCUCGUCGUGGUUUGUCCCCCCCAGUGGCUCCCUCCGCCCCAGUGGUCCCCAGGGUGGGUUUUUGGGGGUGCCCUGGGCAGGAGAUGCACCCCCUGAAUGAAGGCGUUGGGGUGGGGGAGUUAAGGAGUUCUUGAUGCUCUUCCUUCCUUGGGGGGCAGAGGGGGGCCCAGAGGGUGGGUCCGGACAUGCAGCCGUCCAGAGCUGUCACCGUUUUCCAAGGAUUAAAUCUCCCUUUUCUUCCA
Molecule: messenger RNA, 2418 nt
Organism: Onychostruthus taczanowskii (white-rumped snowfinch)
Lineage: Eukaryota; Metazoa; Chordata; Aves; Passeriformes; Passeridae
Gene: PRUNE1
Product: prune exopolyphosphatase 1
Exons: 9
Coding region: 858-2051 (397 amino acids)
Cellular component (GO): cytoplasm
Molecular function (GO): exopolyphosphatase activity
Source: RefSeq, a predicted model, not a curated record